Molecule: messenger RNA, 1762 nt
Organism: Ostrinia furnacalis (Asian corn borer)
Lineage: Eukaryota; Metazoa; Arthropoda; Insecta; Lepidoptera; Crambidae
Product: prosaposin-like
Biological process (GO): sphingolipid metabolic process
Cellular component (GO): lysosome
Source: RefSeq, a predicted model, not a curated record
UAGUAAUCAGGUGAGUACAAGCAAGAGAACGUCCGCAUAAUGGACACGGAAGACCUGCCGCCGCUGACACUGGACCGCAUGUUCGUGAGGAUGCCUCAGAGCAAGGCCGGCUGCUCCUUCUGCCAGUACUNGGAGCUAAGCGACUCUAGGACUGAGGAUGAGAUCAAGGAAGCAGUGAACAAGGCGUGCGACCGCUUGCCGAAGUCCAUCGAUGGGGAAUGCCGCACCUUCGUCACCAACUACGGACCCGCCGUCAUCGCUCUGCUGGUGCAAGAGAUUGACCCGGCUAGUGUAUGCCCAGCGCUGGGCCUGUGCGAACAGACUCAAGAAGUGAGGAAAGUGUCCAUCAACUUUGAGAAGUCCAACUGCCCGCUGUGCCUGUUCGCUGUCGAACAACUCGAGACCAUGCUGAAGAACAACCGCACUGAGGAGAACAUCCGCCACGCUCUAGACAAUCUCUGCACCCACCUGUCAACCAAACUUCAAACUGAGUGCGUGGACUUCGUGGAUGCUUACACCAACCAACUGGUGGAGAUGCUGGUCGCUAACAUGGACGCUCAAGAAGUCUGCGUCUACCUUAAGCUGUGCACGGACACAUCGAUUAAAACCGAUCCAUUAAAGAUCACUCACUCGAGCAUCGACAAAUUCCACGACAAUCCGCAACUGAAUGCCGACAGGAACAACAGGAAGAAGUCUAUGCUACCCGCACACAUGCUCGUGAAUGGCGAUAUCGAAACGAACGAAAUUCCCGACGACACCGUAAACGGUCGGCCCAUCAACAAGGUGUCGCAGAAGACCGUGUGUGUCGUCUGCGAGUUCGUCAUGAAGGAGAUCGACGAGCAGAUCAAGGAUAAACACAACGAGGAUGAAAUCAAGAAGAUAGUUCACGGCGUGUGCCGCCACAUGCCCAAGUCGGUGCGCGCCGAGUGCGACCAGUUCGUGGAGAAAUACGCCGACCUCGUCAUCAGCCUGCUGGCCCAGGAGCUCGAACCCGACCAGGUGUGCCAGCAGCUCAAGCUCUGCGACCCGCAGAUCAUAGCACUGGAUGGAAUCAGAGAAGAGAUCCUGGACUGCGCCGUAUGCGAGACGGUGGUGUUGGCCGUCAAGAAAGUGCUCAACAACGAUAAAGUGGACCGCAACAUCGUGCACAUCGUCGAGAAGUCCUGCGCCCUGCUGCCGGCCAAGUACUACGACAGGUGCCACACCAUGAUGGAGAUAUACGGAGACAGCGUGAUCCACCUGAUCGAAACCAUGGGCGUCAAGGGUGUGUGCCAAAAGAUCGGGCUCUGCAGCGCUUCGGAGGCCUUCGUCGUCGAUAUGCAUAAGGGCAACCAUUGAUUGGAUAAGCAGGUCGAACAAUCUUCGUGAGAUUGUAGCCGCAUUAGUAAUCUCCAUUUUAAUAUUAUUAUGUAAGUCAUGAUUUUUUUACCAAAACCAUGUAGAAUUAAGUUUGGUUUGUUUCAAGAGAAGUAUUGUGACUUUUUCUUUCAUGUACUUUCUUUUUCGUAGUUUCCUUAUUUUACGCUAAGUAUUUUUUUAUUAAUCGUGGAUUUAUUGGAGACUAAAAUUCAAUUAGCCCCUAUUUUUAUAAAAUGUGUGUAAAUUUUUAAAUCCAAAAGUGUACUUAUGUUUUAUGCGUACAAUAAUAGCUUCAUCAAGUUAAAAUAAUAUCAUCUUAACGUAAAGUUGGCUCAUAAUACAUUAUAAUGUCAUAUCGUAAUAAUAUGAAUAACCGCAGAUUAUAGCUAACAAUAUUUUAUUG